Molecule: messenger RNA, 2379 nt
Organism: Metarhizium brunneum ARSEF 3297
Lineage: Eukaryota; Fungi; Ascomycota; Sordariomycetes; Hypocreales; Clavicipitaceae
Source: RefSeq, a predicted model, not a curated record
AUGGCGACUUCCUUUUCCCCCAUACAGAGACAGGACGUAACUACCCUGGUGCGGCUGGUCCAGGGCAACCAACUGUUGAACCGUCAACUUUCCUCCAUUUGUCAAGUUAAUGGUCUGAAAAGCACCGGUGUCAAGGCUGAACUCCAGCGCCGCAUCGUUGACUUGAUACAAGACACUGUCAACUCUAAUGAUGCCUCACGUUUUCAACAAGUGCGGCAAAGCAUCACCAAUGCCGCCUCGCAACGACCGAGUCCAUCGUCCAAGGCAUGUACUCAACGAAGCACGAUGACUACUGCCGCAGGGCUUCCUACCACGCAGUUUGCGCCUCCAAUGACUUCCUACAACCAAGCCGCCAGCCCUUACCAGCAACGGGGCCUUCAUGGAUCUACCAGCGCCGUAAACGGUCGUACUUCAAACAAUCCAUUCACCUCGUCCACUGGCAAUAUAAUAUUCCACCCCAGUCCAUUCUACAGCAUAGAAACCGCUGUUAGCAACUUGCGGACAUGUGAAACAAUGGCACAGCAUAGGAAUUCGAUCAACAUACCAAUCAAAGCCAGUGACCACCCAGCGCUCCUACAGUGUCUAACUGACGAGUCGUACCGAGUUAUGAUAUUUUGUGCCGGCGACAUAUAUGGGGUCCAAAAUGUCGCAUUCCCCCAUCAGUCUGAGCUAAAGGUGAAUAACCAGGAGAUCAAGGCAAAUUUGCGUGGCUUGAAGAAUAAACCUGGGUCUACUAGACCAGUUGACAUCACGGCUGCACUUCGCCUAAAACUACCCCUUUACAUCAAUAACGUCGAGUUCACAUAUGCUCUAACCAACAAGAAAUUUUAUCUCGUUGCCAAUGUUUGCAAGAUCACAACAGUAAAGGAGCUAGUCUCCAUUAUUUCUACACGUCGAAGGAUACCGAAGGAGUCGGUUGUAUCCGAACCCACUUCACAAGUUCUCUCCCUGAAAUGCCCGCUCUCUUAUAUGAGAUUGGACGUUCCAUGCCGCAGCUUGAGUUGCACUCACAUACAAUGCUUCGACGCUACGUCAUAUCUUCAGCUUCAGGAGCAAGGACCUCAAUGGCUCUGCCCCAUUUGCAACAAAUCGGCACCUUUUGAGCAACUGGCAGUUGACGAAUACGUCCGGGAUAUUCUAGCGAACACGCCCAAAGAUCUCGAAGCCGUCACUAUUGAACCAAAUGGGCAUUGGUUGACGAAAGCAUCUCGUGAUGAGAAUCCGAAAUCAUCCAAUGAUCCUGCUUUUGACGACGAUGACGAACUAGAAAUCUCAGAAAUCAAUAUUGUCGGGCGUCGAUUAGAAACCCCCAAGACUAUAACACCCAUAACCGGCACACCUGCAUCUGGGGGGAGAGACAGCUCAGCAAGUGCACCACGCAGCGUCCCACCCAACAGCGCUAAGCGUCCAGCAACAGCAGUCAUUGAUCUGACGCUUUCAUCCGACGAUGAGGAGCCAUUGGAAAAGCCUCGUAAGAGACAGAAUACUGCAGCAAAUGGAUUCCAGAACUCGAGUAGCAUGGGCUUCCUGAGCGAGUCUCCUGGUCCAUCAGCGCCCAUUCAACAACAUGUAUACUCGUCCUUCUGUUGCCGCUACACGCCCGACCGAGAAAUAAUUGCCCUUCCCGCCUCGACAACAAGCAUUCCCUCCUGUCACCGAUUCGUCCAGAAGCAGCAAGAGCACCUAAUCGCCGCGAUCGCCAUGUCUCUCGACCCCGUAAUGCCCCCCUUCAAUUCGUCGGAUCCGUCCGCCAACUUUCUUUCGUCAUCGUGCCUCGACUUUCUGUUGAUAGAGCUCGUCCCUCUUGCUUACCGCGUCACAAACGAGCGGGACUCGACGCAGGAUCCGUCGGAGCCCGCAGGCGCCCAGACGGCCGAGGCGGCUUCGACGAGCCACCGCGGCGCGAGUCUGGGGUCGGGGGGAGCUCACCACGCCUCCAGCUCGGGUACCCGGAAGCUGGAUGACGAAGAGGAGCUUGACGCGGUGCAUUUUCGGUUGGAAUCUCUCGGGUACCGUGUUGGCCAGGGUCUGGUGGAAAGAUUCUCGAGAGACCGUCCUCGAUUCAACGAUACCCUGGAUGUGAUCAAGUUUUUAUGCAAAGAUCUGUGGUCUCUUGUGUUCGGGAAGAAUAUCGACAAUUUGAAGACCAAUCAUCGGGGAGUGUACGUUCUGACCGACAACGUGUUCCGCCCAUUUUCGCGCAUGAGUACUGUUGCAGGGGGUCAAGCGGUCGUGCGGGCACAACCGUUUCUUUGGUUUCCCUGUGGAAUCGUGCGAGGUGCCUUAGCGGCCUUGGGCCUAAGGGCCACUGUUCAAGCAGAAAUCAACGAACUGCCAGGAGCUGUUUUCCAAAUCAAGACACUCAAUUCCAAACCAUAG